Molecule: messenger RNA, 585 nt
Organism: Lactuca sativa (garden lettuce)
Lineage: Eukaryota; Viridiplantae; Streptophyta; Magnoliopsida; Asterales; Asteraceae
Source: RefSeq, a predicted model, not a curated record
AUGCAAGUUGCCUUAGACGAGGUGGAGAAACCGGCUAAACGAGGAAAGAAAGCUAUUGAUAAGAAAGAAGCAACCGAAGAGCCCUCUUCUAAACCCUCUAAGUCAAAGAAAAGAAAAGCUGACAAGGGUGAUUCCUCUGCUCCUAAGAAAAAUAAGAAAAUGGCUUGCAGAAAACUCACUUCUUCACCCUCACAUUUAGACCCGAAGGAUAAGCAGUCUGCAGGUGAUGAUGACGAAGAGCAACAUAAAGGUUCACCUAGGGGUAAUACACCUCCUCAGUCUCCAACUCCGAAGGAUCUUGUUAAUGAUUCUGUUCCAACCCCCCCUCCAUCUCCACCCAAGACAACCGUUCCGGUCACCGUUGCUCCUCCACCCCCAUCUUCAACACCACUAGUUUCCACUAUUGCUUCACCACCACCUGUAAUUUCUACUCCAAUCACUACCGCCCCAUUACCACCACCCAUUUUCUCCAACACAAUCUUCUACUCUACACCUAUCAUCACUUCAACCAUAGAUUCUUUUGUCAAUGUCAACACAUCUGAUGUGGGGGCAAUGACUGAAGAACCUCCGAAAGUAAUCACAUAG